This is a messenger RNA of Rotaria socialis, 555 nucleotides long. NCBI's taxonomy places the organism in Eukaryota, Metazoa, Rotifera, Eurotatoria, Philodinida, Philodinidae. The record is from the annotation of a GenBank genome assembly.
AUGCCUGCUUUAAACGAAAUGAAAAUAGUUGUUGGUGAAGGAUAUGCAUGGAUUUUAUUAGAAGCUGUUCUUAUAUGUAUUCAUAUGUGGAUAACAGGAAUGAUGAUGGGAUCAGUCAGAAGAAGAUUUUUUAAUAAACAAUUUUAUGAAAACAAAUUUCCUGACUAUAAAAAAUUAGGAAAAGUUAUGAGACCUGAUGGAGGCUAUCCGGAUGACGGACAAGGAAGAUUAGCUGACAAAUUAACUGAUGAAGAAUGGUUUACGUUUAAUAAUUAUCGACGAGCACAUAUGAACUAUCUUGAAGGAGGAUUUGCAGUUAUUGUGCCUUUAUUAAUAGCUGGUCUUUCUUAUACUCGUUGGGCUUUUCUCGCUGGCAUUGUUUAUAUAGUAGCACGAGAAAUUUAUUCGCAAGGUUAUCGUCGAUCAGGUUCAAAAGGUCGCGUUAUUGGAGCAGUAGCUCUUGAUUUGGCUCUUUUAAUUUUAUGGUCAAUGGCUUUAUAUACAUGUUUCCGUUGGGGAAAUGGUAUUGAUGGACUUAAAAGACUCAUCUUUUAA